Molecule: messenger RNA, 691 nt
Organism: Carassius carassius (crucian carp)
Lineage: Eukaryota; Metazoa; Chordata; Actinopteri; Cypriniformes; Cyprinidae
Product: parathyroid hormone-related protein-like
Exons: 2
Coding region: 80-535 (151 amino acids)
Biological process (GO): regulation of chondrocyte differentiation; bone mineralization; osteoblast development
Cellular component (GO): extracellular region
Molecular function (GO): peptide hormone receptor binding; hormone activity
Source: RefSeq, a predicted model, not a curated record
CACACACACACACAGUAUGUAAAAUAGACACUAUUUGAUAACUCUGGUGAUUUUCUCCUGUGUUCAGUUGUCCAGCAGUAUGUUGAGGCACUGGGGGUUUGCUGUGUUCCUGUUGACCAUCCCAAUCCCAGUCCAACCCAGACCCACUAAUGUUCUCAGCAACAGACAACGCCGUUCAGUCGGUCACGCACAGAUGAUGCAUGACAGGAGUCGAUCCCUGCAUGACCGGAAGAGACGUAUGUGGAUCCAGGAGAUGCUUGAGCAGGUGCACACGGCUCAUGCAUGGGAGGGAAGUGUCCAGACCCCGCUGUGGUCCACCGCACACCGACCCAAACCCAUCAGCAGCACCAAACACUUCCCCUUGAGCUUUCACAUGGAGACUGUAGGGACGAGAGACAACCUCCCACAAGAGACGAGCAAGACCCUGAGAUAUGAGGAGCAGAAGAGGAAGAGGAAGAUGAGUUUGGGAAGAUGGAGAGACCUGGAUAGGAGGAGAGACAGGGGUGUGUGGCUUACGUAUGCAAAUACUGAUUAAAGGCCUGUAGAAGAGCCUGGAUGAGAAUGAAGGGGUGUUCACACUGACUGUGAUUCGGAGCAACAGAACUGACUCAAUCUGAUAAAACAGAGCAGGCUUUAUACAAAUGAACAGUGAGAGAAUGUGGUCACAUGAUUUGCUCUCCGAUAAAGUAAC